This is a messenger RNA of Heteronotia binoei (common prickly gecko), 2328 nucleotides long. RefSeq names its product amyloid beta precursor protein binding protein 2 (gene APPBP2). Lineage: Eukaryota; Metazoa; Chordata; Lepidosauria; Squamata; Gekkonidae. The record is from RefSeq and is a predicted model, not a curated record. Bases 267 to 2027 code for a protein of 586 amino acids. Gene Ontology annotation, molecular function: protein binding. Gene Ontology annotation, biological process: intracellular protein transport. The transcript has 13 exons.
GCCGCUAGCCCGCCCGCCUCUUUCCCUCCCUCCCGCCAAGGCCGUCGAAGGCGCCCCCAGCGGCUGCUGCCCGCCAGCCCAGGCCUCGCCCCUCCGCCUCAGCAGAGACGGAACUCGCCGGGCUGGGCGGAGCGCCGAGGAGAAGGAGGAGGAGGAGGCCGAGCCAGGCCCGAGCUGCGCUGAGGCGAGACCCGGCGAGGAGGCGAAGGAGGAGCGGGCGGCGCCGCGGCGGAUCUCCCCCCUCGAGCCCUCUCGGCACACGCAAGAUGGCGGCCGUGGAGCUGGAGUGGGUGCCCGAGACGCUCUACAACACCGCCAUCUCGGCCGUGGUCGACAGCUACGGCCGGGCGCGCCGCAGGGACAUCCGCUCCUUGCCCGAGAACAUCCAGUUCGACGUCUACUACAAGCUUUACCAACAAGGACGACUAUGCCAAUUGGGUAGCGAAUUUUGUGAACUAGAGGUUUUUGCGAAGGUUCUUCGAGCUUUAGACAAAAGACAUCUGCUUCAUCACUGCUUUCAGGCCCUGAUGGAUCAUGGAGUGAAGGUGGCCUCCGUGUUGGCCUAUUCGUUCAGCCGGCGGUGCUCUUACAUAGCUGAAUCAGAUGCAGCUGUGAAGGAAAAGGCCAUCCAGAUUGGAUUUGUGUUAGGAGGGUUUCUCUCAGAUGCUGGCUGGUAUAGUGAUGCCGAGAAAGUCUUCCUUUCCUGCCUUCAGCUGUGUACCCUUCAUGACGAAAUGCUCCACUGGUUUCGUGCAGUGGAGUGUUGCGUGAGGUUGCUGCACGUUCGAAACGGCAACUGCAAAUACCAUUUGGGAGAAGAGACGUUCAAGUUAGCCCAGUCUUACAUGGACAAACUAGCAAAGCACGGCCAGCAAGCCAACAAAGCUGCCCUGUACGGGGAGCUCUGUGCUCUGCUGUUCGCAAAGAGCCAUUACGACGAGGCUUACAAGUGGUGUAUAGAAGCCAUGAAAGAGAUCACAGUCGGCUUGCCGGUGAAAGUAGUGGUGGACGUCUUACGGCAAGCUUCAAAGGCUUGUGUUGUAAAGCGCGAAUUUAAGAAAGCCGAGCAGCUGAUAAAACAUGCAGUGCACCUAGCCCGGGAACAUUUUGGAGCCAAGCACCCAAAAUAUUCAGACACACUACUAGACUAUGGGUUUUAUUUACUCAAUGUAGACAACAUAUGCCAGUCGGUUGCGAUUUACCAGACGGCGCUAGACAUCAGACAGUCGGUGUUUGGCGGCAAAAACAUCCACGUAGCCACCGCUCAUGAAGAUCUGGCAUACUCUUCUUACGUUCACCAGUACAGUUCGGGAAAGUUUGACAAUGCGCUUUUCCACGCAGAGCGUGCCAUUGGCAUCAUAACUCACAUUCUUCCUGAAGAUCAUCUUCUUCUGGCCUCUUCCAAGAGAGUUAAAGCACUGAUCUUGGAGGAGAUCGCAAUCGACUGCCACAACAAGGAAACGGAGCAGCGGUUGCUCCAAGAAGCCCAUGACUUGCACCUCUCCUCCCUCCAGCUUGCUAAAAAAGCCUUUGGGGAGUUCAACGUGCAGACGGCAAAACACUACGGUAACCUUGGAAGACUUUAUCAGUCAAUGAGGAAGUUUAAGGAAGCAGAAGAAAUGCACAUCAAGGCAAUUCAGAUCAAGGAGCAGCUUUUGGGCCAAGAGGAUUACGAAGUCGCUCUCUCCGUGGGACAUCUUGCCUCGCUUUACAACUAUGACAUGAACCAAUACGAAAACGCCGAAAAGCUUUACUUGAGAUCAAUAGCAAUUGGGAAGAAGCUUUUCGGGGAAGGUUACAGCGGACUAGAAUAUGACUACCGAGGCCUCAUUAAACUGUACAACUCCAUUGGCAAUUAUGAGAAAGUAUUUGAAUACCACAAUAUUUUGGCCAACUGGAACCGGUUGCGGGAUCGGCAGUUUUCGGUAACAGACGCCCUGGAGGACGUCAGCACCAGCCCUCAGUCCACCGAAGAAGUGGUCCAGUCUUUUCUGAUGUCGCAGACCAUCGAUGAACAGAUUUGCUAAGGAACUUGGUCGAUUUUACCAAUUGCUAAUUCCCCCCCCUGUCUCCCCUGUUUUCCCCAAAUUUACACGGGAAAUUCAUACUGUGAAAUCUGAAAACCAUGUAGUUUUUUUUUUUCUCGAGGAGGAGGCUGGAGUCGUAUUGAAACUGGUCCAGCCCAUAAAAAUCCCCCAGUUUGGGGUGAUCCCAACUUCGGCGGAGGGCCUGGAUAGACAGACAGACAGACGUGUGCUAAAAUUCUUACCAGCAUGUUUAUUUUCAGCUCACAUUUUCAACCUGAUAUUAAAAAAAGAGAGAAAGACA